UUGAAACAAAUAACAAAUUUAUUACAAAAUUGUCGGUCAUGGCGCGGAACAAGAAGGGCAAAAAUGUUGAUUGGGCCGAUGACGAGCACUUCUCAAAAGAUCGGAGCAUUUUCUACAUAGAGCACACAACAGAAUGCCCCAUCUUUCAUACGAAAGCUGAAGAGUGCUUAACCUUCUUCCAGCAGCGCAUUCCGGAGCGCCAAUUCCAAUUGGUGCGCAACAGGAAUGGCAAACAGGUGCCCCGAGAUGGAGCCUUUGAGGUUUGUAUUGCACAGAAUGCUCGCACUUCCCAGCACGAGCUGUGGUCGGGUCUGAACAGAGGACCGCCCCGACGGGAUAAGUUUCCACUGUACGAGGACCUCGUUGCCGAUGUGCAUCGCGUCCUGAGAAAGUUCUACCCGGACAAGGUUGCGCCUGAGGAUGACGAAGAAAUUGGAGAUUUGUAGCUGGCUCAUUAGAAUACUGAAAAUAUGACAAUGAAAGCUCAUUGUUGAGAAAUGAAUAUUUUUGAAAUUUCAAUAAUCAUCAUAUUUCCAUAACAAAGCAGCAUGAAUAUAAAGCUAAUGCGUCUUAUUGU
This is a messenger RNA of Drosophila grimshawi, 577 nucleotides long. RefSeq names its product selenoprotein H. Gene Ontology annotation, cellular component: Golgi apparatus. The record is from RefSeq and is a predicted model, not a curated record. Lineage: Eukaryota; Metazoa; Arthropoda; Insecta; Diptera; Drosophilidae. The transcript has a single exon. The coding region runs from base 39 to 446 and encodes 135 amino acids.